This is a messenger RNA of Paramormyrops kingsleyae, 2434 nucleotides long. Lineage: Eukaryota; Metazoa; Chordata; Actinopteri; Osteoglossiformes; Mormyridae. The record is from RefSeq and is a predicted model, not a curated record.
UGCGGGUCUCAGGGAAUCAUGGGAAAGGGCACGGCAAGACCAAGCUGGCUCCAGGUUCUGCUAUUGCUGCUUGUUGGGCUGCAAACUGCAGAAACAGGGCACACGCCAAUGCUGAUGGGCAUGCCUUCCGUGACACAGCUGGUAGCCGGAGUGAGACCAGCACACAACGGGCAGGUCUGCAGCACAUGGGGGACCUACCACUUCAAAACCUUCGAUGGGGACGUCUUCCAGCUCCCUUCCAGCUGUAACUACAUCCUGACUUCACACUGUAAAAGCUCCUAUGAGGACUUCAACAUCCAGCUGAGGCGUCAGGUGGAGGGUGAAGAGCCGACCAUCAGCAAGGUCACCAUGAAGCUGGAUGGGGCAGUGGUGGAACUCACCAAGGACUCGGUCCAGGUCAACGGGGACAACAUCACCCUACCAUUCAGCCAGGCUGGGGUUCUCAUUGAGGCUACAGCGUCACAUUUGAAGAUCACAGCCAAACUGGGACUGACGGCUAUAUGGAACAAAGACGACUCUCUUUUGUUGGAGAUAGACAACAAAUACAGAAACCAGACUUGUGGGCUCUGUGGAGACUUUAAUGGUGUUCAGCUCUACGACGAGUUCAUUAUGAAUGGAGGGACCACCGUAUUCACAAUCGAAUGGAGUGGAAAUGUCUUCAUGAACACAAUGAAGACCCAACUGCCUCUUUUAACAGAUGCUGUGAGCAUCUUUAUGCCAACUUCGUUCUUCCUCAUCAUCGAGACCUCCUUUGGACUUCAGCUGAAGAUUCAACUCACUCCGAUCAUGCAGGUCUACAUCACAGCCAGUUCUGAAAACAAAGGAAUGACUUGUGGACUGUGUGGGAACUUUAACGGCAUCCAGGCUGAUGACUUCAGGACCACCUGUGGGCUGGUGCAGGGCACGCCUGUGGCUUUUGCCAACACCUGGAAGACACGCGCUCAGUGCCCCAAUGUGCACAGCAGUUAUGAAAACCCCUGCAGUCUGAGUGUGGAUAAUGAGAAAUAUGCGCAGUAUUGGUGCUCAAUGCUAUCAGAUCCAGAGGGACUGUUUGCCCCAUGCCAUGCAGCGAUAAACCCGGACAUUUACAGAGCUAACUGCAUGUACGACAGCUGUAACUGCGAGAAGAGCGAGGACUGCAUGUGUGCUUACGGGGACGGCCAUUAUGUGACUUUUGAUGGGAAAAGGUUCACCUUCGAUGGAGACUGUGAAUACAUACUAACUCAGGACUACUGCAGCAACAACGUAAAUGGCACCUUCCGGGUCAUCACUGAGAAUAUCCCAUGUGGCACCACCGGUACCACCUGCUCUAAAGCUAUCAAGCUCUUCCUUGGGAAUAAUGAGCUCAUACUGACAGACGGAAGCUAUGAAGUUAUCCAAAGAGAUACAGGCGAAGAGGUGCCCUAUCAGAUCAGUGUGAUGGGAAUUUAUCUGGUUAUUGAAGCCAGUAAUGGCCUGAUUCUUAUGUGGGACAAGAAGACAAGCAUGUUCAUCAAACUUAGCCCUACAUUUAAGGGCCAGGUCUGUGGUGUAUGCGGUAAUUAUGAUGGUAACGAAAACAAUGACUUCACCACCAGAAGCAACGCAGUGGUUGUUGAUCCUCUGGAGUUUGGAAACAGCUGGAAAGCUUCUCCAAGUUGUCCAGAUUCAGAUUUUACCAAAGAUCCCUGCACAUCCAAUCCAUACAGGCAGUCUUGGGCCCAGAAACAGUGCAGCCUCCUCAAAAGCACAGUAUUCACAGCCUGUCACUCUCAGGUGGAUCCUACUCCAUACUACGAUGCCUGUGUAAGAGACUCGUGCGCUUGUGAUACGGGAGGAGAUUGUGAGUGUUUCUGCACUGCUGUGGCUGCAUAUGCAGCGGUUUGCAAUGAGGCUGGUGUCUGCGUAGCGUGGAGGAGUCCACAAAUCUGCCCUCUAUUUUGUGAUUUCUACAACCCACCUGGAGAGUGUGAGUGGCACUACCAGCCAUGUGGAGCUCCUUGUAUGAAGACAUGCAGAAACCCCUCAGGGUCGUGCUCCAGUCUGAUCCCUGCCCUGGAAGGUUGCUAUCCCAAAUGCCCACCUGCCCAGCCAUAUUUUGAUGAAGAUUCAAUGAAGUGUGUGGAUAAGGAACAGUGUGGCUGCUACGAUAAAGAUGGAAAACACUACAACAAUGGAGAAACAGUUCCUUCCACAGUCAACUGCCAGAAAUGUACAUGUUCGUCACCAAAUAUAAAUUGCCACUACGACGUACACGCAUGCACCUGUGUUUACAUGGGGAACAUCUAUGUUUAUGGUGCCACCAUUUACAACACGACGGACGGGGACGGGAGCUGCAUCACGGCAGUGUGCGGAGCAGAUGGGACCAUUGACAGGGAUAUGUAUCCCUGUACCACCACAACACAGGCACCCACAACAACCACACCAACAACAGUCUUUACUUUCUCUACGCCUG